Messenger RNA from Salvia miltiorrhiza (redroot sage), 576 nucleotides. RefSeq lists its product as uncharacterized. Gene Ontology annotation, biological process: proteolysis. The record is from RefSeq and is a predicted model, not a curated record. The transcript has 2 exons. NCBI's taxonomy places the organism in Eukaryota, Viridiplantae, Streptophyta, Magnoliopsida, Lamiales, Lamiaceae. The coding region runs from base 28 to 525 and encodes 165 amino acids. Gene Ontology annotation, molecular function: cysteine-type peptidase activity.
GCGUCGUGGCAACCGCAUUCCAAGAAGAUGUAUAUGGUGCAUGGGCAGGGGGUAUCUUCGACUCAUGGCGAUUGGAUGAAUGCCACAACGCUCAUUUUGCCUAUACAUGUGUGUGGACGUUACAUUACAUGCCGAGUGGAUUUGCUGAGUGGAGUUUGCGACAUCUUCGAUUCGCAGUUGUUCAAGACCAUGCCGCAGCCGCGCUUCGAUGUGAUCGCCGCCCUAUAUCCGCUGCAGUGCCUGUUGGGUAAGAUGCUUGAAGUGUCCCAGUGGUUCGCAAGGACCACGAUUGUCGACAACCCGUUGGAAAACCUCCAAUGGCGAAGGUUGAAAAUCCAAUAUGCCGACGAGAAUGAGCAGUUCCAGCAGCCAGAUCAAUGCAGCUCCGGUGUUUUUGCGUGCAUGUAUGUGGAGCGUCUGAUAUCAGGCUCGCCGAGCCUUGCGUGGGGCAAUGGGCACGCCGCCGACUAUAGGCGCAAGAUAGGCAGUAGCAUCUACGAGUUUUGCAUCCCCGCAUCGAAAUAGCUUAUGUAUUUGUACAUUUAAAUGAUAAUUAUGCAAAUGACGUUUUGAUUA